ACGCUGAUCACGUGAUAGGCUGUCAUGGUUUACUUUCUGUUUGAAGGAGAUACUUAGUAAAAAUGAUGGAUUUUAUGGAUGUUAGGGAAAAAGAGGAUGCCCUGAUUAAGAAAAGUUCUACUAUUCUCAUUCGACAUUUACCGUCUGAGCUAACAUAUGAUGAAAAGGAAGAACUUUUAAAAUACGUGGGUGCUGUUUCCGUACGGUUGUUUUCUGAUAAGGGAAGACUGAAACAUACUGCAUUUGCUACAUUUGAAAAUGAAGAUGCUGCUGCAAAGGCAUUAUGCAGACUGCAUCAGUUGCACAUCCUUGGUUGCACUUUGAAAGCUGAAUUUGCAAGAAGGCCAGAAGACCGAGUUCCAUUAUCAGAUUGUCCUUCAACAUCUGACAAAAGAUGCCUGGCAGCUAAAGAAAAAGAAGGUGAAAAAGAAGCAAAAGAAACAUGUGUUCCGUUGAUAGAAAAUGGAAUUGCUCCAAGUCACAGAUUAACUUUUCCAAUGAAUCCUCGUCUGAAGUAUCAUUAUCCACCACCUACUAAUAUGAUUUUGACCAAUAUAGCAAAUGCUUUGGCAGGUGUACCAAAGUUUUAUGUACAGGUGCUGCAUCUCAUGAACAAAAUGAAUCUUCCUGCACCGUUUGGACUUGUCACUGCAUGCCCACCAGUGGAGUUUGUUCCAGAGCCUCCUCCUCCAAUACCACCUAUGCCUCCUGAACAUCCGCCUUUGCCUUUAGAAGAAGAAGAAAUGGAAGUCUCUAGUGAAGCAGAAUCGGAGUAUGAAAGUGGUGACGAAGAAGAAAAAGAAAGAGUGGCACGUAUAAUGGAAAUGGCCAAUUUACCAGCAAAACUACCAUUAUCCAAAAAACAGCCUCGAAAGAGAAAGCGACCAAAGAUAAAAGAUUUGCUGACUGUGCCAAAACCACCUUCACAAAGCAGUACACAUACGGUGCUGACACCUUCAGAUGUAUUUGAACAACCACAGCCUCAAGGCCCAAGGAAAAUUGAAUUUCAUAUUCCUGCUGAUGUUCCAGUGUUACUUGAAAGACAGGAAGAUGGGAAAAAUGUAUUGCAUUUUAUGUUUAAAGCUGAUAAGACCAUCCCUGAACCAAAUGAAUGUUCUGGAUUUGGAAAAAUUUACCCAACACCCAUUUCAGAUGACAAGUGCAUUGAGGAAGAAGAGGAUGACCUCCCGUCAGAAUUUAUUUCAAGAAGAGAACUGGAAAAAGGCAAAAUUUCAAAACAAGAAAUGGAAUCUUCAUCAUUGUUUAAGAAUUAUGAAGCAGGCGAUCCCACAUGUAGACUUUAUGUAAAGAAUGUGGCCAAGCAAACUCAAGAAAAGGACUUGAAGUUCAUAUUUGGAAGAUAUGUUGACUUUUCAUCAGAGACAGAAAAGAAUAUGUUUGACAUACGCUUGAUGAAAGAAGGUCGAAUGAAAGGUCAAGCUUUUAUUGGGCUUCCUAAUGAAAAGGCAGCAGCCAAAGCUGUAAAAGAAGUAAACGGAUAUGUCCUACAUGAAAGACCAAUGGUGGUUCAAUUUGCCCGGUCUGCCAGGCCAAAAUCAGAUUCAUCUGAGACUAAGAAGCGAAAAUAACUGUGGUAAGG
Messenger RNA from Protopterus annectens (West African lungfish), 1600 nucleotides. It is a transcript of the gene RNPC3, whose product is annotated as RNA binding region (RNP1, RRM) containing 3. Lineage: Eukaryota; Metazoa; Chordata; Ceratodontiformes; Protopteridae. Bases 63 to 1589 code for a protein of 508 amino acids. The record is from RefSeq and is a predicted model, not a curated record. Gene Ontology annotation, cellular component: U12-type spliceosomal complex. Gene Ontology annotation, molecular function: protein binding; pre-mRNA intronic binding; U12 snRNA binding. The transcript is spliced from 14 exons. Gene Ontology annotation, biological process: mRNA splicing, via spliceosome.